Molecule: messenger RNA, 1812 nt
Organism: Porites evermanni
Lineage: Eukaryota; Metazoa; Cnidaria; Anthozoa; Scleractinia; Poritidae
Source: the annotation of a GenBank genome assembly
AUGCAUGUCCCUUGCCAGGACAACGAACAACCUAUGAAUUGUGAAGAACCUGUUGGUGCUCGUUGUGCCACUGUCAAGUUAGAACCAACCUGGACUUCAACUUUCUUGAGGGAACAACAGGAAGCUGACUUUGAUCUCAAGGUUAUUAUUGGCUGGAAGGAAGCCGGCAAAGAAAAACCAUUGUGGGAAGAUGUGUCGCCUCAGAGUUGUGCUGUGAAGACCUUGUGGUCACAGUGGGACCGGCUGCUCUCCAAAAACCGUGUAUUUUGCCGCAAAUGGGAAAGUGACGGAGGUGAUCAGAUUAUUGAUCAGGUCGUUCUUCCCGAGGGUCUUCGACAGGCUGCCCUUGAAGCUCAUCAUAGUCAUACGACUGCAAGUCAUCGUGGUAUACGGAAGACCCUAGGCGCCCUUCAAUCUCGUUAUUACUGGCCAGGACUUACUUCAGCAGUUCACAGAUUGUCGCCAGGUGCCAUGUCUGUGGGUCUUAGAAAACCUGGGGACGCAAACGUUGUGCUCUGUUAAAGCAGUACGUGGUGGGAGCUCCCAUGGAACGAAUCGCGAUUGACAUUCUUGGCCCACUGCCAGAAAUCCCGCGAAAGAACAAGUUUAUACUCGUGAUUAGUGACUAUUUCACUAAAUGGACUGAGAUGUAUCCAGUACCCAACCAGGAGGCCACCACUGUUGCAGAGAAGCUUGUGAGCGAGUUUAUUUGUCGCUUCGGUGUACCCCGUCAGCUUCAUAGCGACCAAGGAACUAACUUUGCGUCAACGGUGUUUGCUGAAGUCUGCAGGCUGUUAGACAUUGAGAAGACCCGCACCACUCCACUGCAUCCCCAGUCUGACGGACAGGUGGAGCGUUUUAACAGGACCCUCGUUGAAAUGUUACGUGGGAAGAUCCAGCAAGACCAGACAGACUGGAAUCUACGACUUCCAACUUGCAUGAUGGCCUAUCGAGGUGCUGUUCACGAGUCAACCGGGGUUUCGGGGUUUGAUGUUGGGUAGGGAACUGGAGGUUCCCCUAGAUGUCAUAACUGAGAGACCGCCUGAUGCAUCACCACUCAAGACGGACUAUGCACAAGCUGUUCAAAAGAGAUUGGUUAGUGUGCAUGAUUUCGCCAGGCGCCAUUUGAACUAGGCAGCUGUACGGCAGAAGCGGAACUACGACAAACGGCUUUCCGGUAGACCAUUUGUUAUUUGUGAUUCUGUUUGGCUACAUAACGUUCGGAAGAAGAAGGGGAGAAACGCCAAACUUGACUGUCCUUGGGAAGGACCCUAUCUUGUAAUAUCGGUGCUUAUCGGAUGUGGUGUACCGUAUUCAGAAGAGCCGAAAGGCCAAGCCUAAGGUCGUUCACUCAGACAGAUUAAAGCCUUACCUGGGACCCCCACUGGAGAGAUGGAUUCCGAAAAGGCAGACGCGGUUAUCGAGCGCAAGAGAAGAGGGGAGACAGACAUCGGUUGUGGAUUCAAAUUGCGUCGACGAUGGACAGUCAGCUCCGGUUAACUCGAGAGAGAGAGAGUUGAGCCCGACAAAACGGAAUCUACGAAAGCAGACAAGGAUGAUGUUUCCCCGAGACUCCAGAAUGCUGAUUUCCUUGAGGAUGAUAACGGUGACAAGCCUGAGGAUGUGAGGAAACCUGAGCCUCGUGCGAAAUGGACAACCUCCGUUGCACAUGACCUCAACCAGGCGGGUGUCGGCUGUCAAACAGCUGAGUCGACUGUACAAGGUUUACCUGGGAUUGAUUCAAGUGUUUGUGGGAGACCGUCAAGGCAGCGAAAGCCACCAAGUCGAUUCGGAACUUGGGUGACUGAUUAA